GAGACAGGGAGGGAGCGCGCAGCCGCCGGCGGCAGAGCGGGAGGAUGAGCGGGGCGCUGCGGGGAGCGGCGCUGGCUGCAGUGAGAAAGACAUGGUGACUGUGAGUGGGAUCUAGUGUUCAUGGUUGAAAAGAGCUUUCCACACAGGAGUCAGCAUUCAAAAGGAGUGAGUGAGAUGAACUGUUUGGGUUAUAGUAUCUGAAAGGCUGAAUUAUUCUCUUGGAGAGACGUUCUAAAUGAGCCUGACCGAGACCCUGGAUCUGUGUGAAGAGGACUAAGGAUAUAGGAUGUCAACUGAGACAGAACUUCAAGUGGCUGUUAAAACCAGCACAAAGAAAGACUCCAAAAAGAAAGGUCAGGAUCGCAGUGAAGCCACUUUAAUAAAGAGGUUUAAAGGUGACGGUGUCCGAUACAAAGCAAAACUGAUUGGGAUAGAUGAGGUUUCUGCCGCACGAGGAGACAAGUUAUGCCAAGACUCCAUGAUGAAGCUCAAGGGAAUUGUAGCUGCGGCUCGUUCGAAAGGAGAACAUAAACAAAAAAUCUUCUUAACAGUCUCCUUUGGGGGAAUCAAAAUCUUUGAUGAAAAGACAGGGCUACUACAGCACCACCAUGCAGUUCAUGAAAUUUCAUACAUCGCAAAGGAUAUCACAGACCAUCGAGCGUUUGGAUAUGUAUGUGGAAAGGAGGGAAAUCACAGAUUUGUGGCAAUAAAAACAGCCCAGGCAGCUGAACCUGUAAUCCUGGACUUGAGAGACCUGUUUCAGCUCAUCUACGAACUGAAACAAAGGGAAGAAAUGGAAAAAAAGGCACAAAAGGACAAACAGUGUGAACAAGCGGUAUACCAGGUUCCUACCAGCCAAAAGAAAGAAGGUGUUUAUGAUGUGCCAAAAAGUCAACCUGUAAGUCUGCAGAAUGGAAACUUAUUGCUGGACAUUGAUGAAAGUCUUGUUUCAGUCACUCAGGCUGUUACCCAACUAGAGCUUUUUGGGGACAUGUCCACUCCUCCUGAUGUAACCUCUCCCCCAACCCCUGCUACUCCAGGUGAUGCCUUUAUCCCAUCUUCAUCCCAGUCACUUCCUGCUAGUACAGACAUGUUUGGUUCUGUACCUUUCAGCACUGCUGCCGUACCCUCAGGUUAUGUUGCCAUGGGAGCUGUUCUGCCCUCAUUCUGGGGACAGCAACCACUUGUUCAACAGCAGUUGGCCAUGGGUGCUCAGCCUCCAGUUGCUCAGGUGAUGCAGGGAGGACAGCCGAUAGCAUGGGGCCAACCUGGGAUUUUUCCUCCUACUCAGCAACCGUGGCCAUCUGUAGCUGGUCAGUUCCAACCAACUGCCUUCAUGCCAACACAAACUGUUUUGCCUUUACAAGCAGCCAUGUUUCAAGGUACCAUUGCUCCUAUAGCUACUGUUCCACCCACAAGUGAUUCCAACAGAUCGAGUCCACAGACAGACAGGCCCAGACAGAAAAUGGGAAAAGAAAUGUUUAAAGAUUUUCAGAUGGCUCAGCCUCCACCAGUGCCAUCAAGAAAACCAGAUCAGCCUUCCCUCAGUUGUACCUCAGAGGCCUUCUCAAGUUACUUUAACAAAGUUGGGAUGGCACAGGAAGCAGAUGAUUGUGAUGACUUUGACAUCUCUCAGUUGAAUUUGACUCCUGUGACUUCCACGACACCAUCUACAAAUUCACCUCCAACCCCUGCACCCAGACAGAGUUCUCCAUCAAAAUCAUCAGCAUCUCAUACCAGCGAUCCUGCUGCAGAUGACCUCUUUGAAGAGGGGUUUGAAAGCCCAAGCAAAAGUGAGGAGCAAGAGGCUCCUGAUGGGUCUCAGGCCUCAUCCAACAGUGAUCCAUUUGGUGAGCCAACUGGUGAUACUAUAAGUCCACAGAUCGGUAGCUAGAUAGCGCAGGUUGGGGAAGCAGAACCUCUCUACGCCCAGAUCAACAGACCUAAGAAAUAGCAUUGUUACAGGCUUGUGGUGCUCCAAGACUCAAACGAAACCCAACAACCUGGCAGGCCUUUGGCUUUCGUGCUUUGUUCUGAUUGAAUUUGUCUGACAAGGAGAGAUGAUUGCCCUCCUGGACUGGCUCUACGAGUGUUCCUGACAUUUUUGUUUUGGCAACCAACGGCAGAUUCCUAUGGCAGCACAAAAUAAAAACUCUCCCUGCUUACCAUACCAUGAAUCCAGCCUCAUCCCCCCAAGUCAUGGGUAUCCAGACUAGGAAAUAUUAUUCCUCGGUCUUCUUUUAAACGUGUGUUAUCUUCUGUAUGCCACAUAUAAAUAAUGAGCAUCUGAGAUUUCUUGAGUAUUAGACAUCCUUUUUCUUUUCAAGCAAAAAGCAGAGUCUGUAUGUAGCAGUGGCAUUAUCAUUCAACAGCCUUUUGGGCACAAGUCAGCACUUUUUAUGUCAUGGUGACAUGUUUUUCAUCAUCAUUUACAUCAGGCUGAUCCUGACUUUUUUUGUUUUGUUCCCUGUGAAGACAUAUUUAAACAACAAGAAAAAAAAUGCUGGCAGUGUCUUUUCUUUUAUUCUUUUUUUCUUCUUGUAUUUCUUAACUCUGUAGUUUUGUAUGAGUGACAGAUCUUACAGCAAAACACCUCCUGCGGAAAUGAUUCCUCACUCGAAACCACGGAAUGAAACUCGGUUGUUGACCCAUCCUGACUGAAAGUGUUGCCAAAUGGACCUUAAAGUUCUAGCGCAUCAUGAGGAAGAAAUGCUGCUUUCUGUUUGAAUACUCAUGCUGUGGGUAGAGAAAGGACGUCGAGUCCCACUGAGGCAAGACGAAAGAGUCAGUAUUUCCUAGGAAACUUUAAACAAAGUGCAGAAAAAGGAAUAUUUUUAUUUCUUCAGUAUCUUGCUGCUGUAAUGCUAUGCAGACAAGUGUUUUCUUCUCUGUGUGCCAUUUUUGAUGAAAAAAAACAAAGUCAUUUGCCAAAUAAUACUGGUCUGAUUCUGGUUGAGGGAUUUGGAUGAAGCGGACUUUACCAAUGGGACAAGGAUGGCAUGGAUUUUGGAAUAACAAACUGAUUCUGUGAUCAAAUUCUUCAUCUUUAUCACUUUUUUGUACAUCAGAAAAGAAAAAAAAAUUGAAUGGGAUUUUUAUUUUAUAACUUGAAAAAAAUCUUACUGUUAAACUCUUUAAAUGUUUAAGGGGAAAUGGCUUUAAGGAGUUUGAAUGAAAAUUGCCAUUUUUUAUGUAAAUAUAAAUGUUAUGAAAAUUCUUUUACUAAUGCCCUUACACAGUAGAGAAGGUAGCAAUCGCAGUGCUUGGGAGGUGUGGCAAACCCAGUUCGUGGUUCUCACGUCACAUACCUUUUUUUUUCACGUGCUUAUGAUAAUGGGCUGAAGCUCAAGUGCAUUUGCCAAAAGCAGUUGGCUCGCCAGCGACUAGUGAAAUUAAUGGGAACACAUGAUUUUAUGAUGUAGCGUUAUCACACGGACCAUACUCCACUUAGGAGAAGUCACAUUUCAUUGGCAUUCCUUUGAACCUCUGCAUAGAAGUCAUCAAACUGUUUACACACAGAACAAAAGAAUUUAAAACUUCCUUUUUUUACAUUUAUGAAGCGAAAGUGCAGUGUUUGGGUUCAUAUGUUUAGCACAUGAUUUUCAUAAAGAAUCUAUAUAUUUUUGCCCUACAGAGAAUUGUUAUACAGGUCAAAUGUGUUUUCCUGAUGUUCCU
This is a messenger RNA of Colius striatus (speckled mousebird), 3675 nucleotides long. RefSeq names its product DAB adaptor protein 1 (gene DAB1). NCBI's taxonomy places the organism in Eukaryota, Metazoa, Chordata, Aves, Coliiformes, Coliidae. Bases 287 to 1894 code for a protein of 535 amino acids. The transcript is spliced from 15 exons. Gene Ontology annotation, biological process: ventral spinal cord development; lateral motor column neuron migration. The record is from RefSeq and is a predicted model, not a curated record.